Molecule: messenger RNA, 5106 nt
Organism: Closterium sp. NIES-65
Lineage: Eukaryota; Viridiplantae; Streptophyta; Zygnematophyceae; Desmidiales; Closteriaceae
Source: the annotation of a GenBank genome assembly
AUGCCGAUUCGGCUUAUGGCGGCGUCGCUUCUUGCUCCCGUCAGCUCUCGCCUCGUGGUAUCCUGUCGCACGCCCUGUCGCGCAUCUGUCGCUAAUGCGGCUGAAUGGGGACGACGAGAGUUGAACACGCGACGUCGCCUCGUUUUCUGCUCAGCUCAACCGCCCGCAAGCAACGCAGAGAACGACAAGGAUAAAAACGACAAAAGCCAAGAACAACAGCCCUACCCAGAACCCAUCGCCCCGCCUCCCGCAGCGUCAUUCGCGGCGUCUCCUGAGGGGCGCGAUGCGAUAAUGGCGGAGCUGGAUCGCGCGUUGAGCGGCGAGGAGUCGAAGGCGCUCUGGGCGGACCUCGAGUCAGCCGCGCUGCGCGUUUCCCGCGCGCGCGCGUCGUACGAGGAGAUGGAGAAGAAGGAGAAGGAGCUGCUCGCGCUCAAGGCGGAACUGGAAGCCGCCGCGCUGAUGGAGGCGGAACUCGCGCAGGCGGACGCGCAGGUGAGCGGAAGAUAUCAGAGCCGGCGCAAGCGGGAACCAGGGGGCAUGAGGGAAGAUUUGGGGGGGGUGGAGAAGCUCGAAGCUGAGGUGGCCGCAGCAGAGCAGGCAGCCAGGGCUGCCGGAGCAGCCCUCAUCGAGGCUCGGGCAGGCGGCGGCUUCCGAACCAGCAGCGCAGGCUCGGGGGAACAAACAGCCGGAAAAUGGGCGGUGAGCACCGGCACAAUCGAUGACGACAAAGAACGAGUGGAAUCAGCCAAGGCGGCCACUGUAGCAGCUGUAGCUGGCACUGUAGCAGGCCUGCCAUUCCUGCUGAGUCAGCGAGCACAGGAAGGAGGGACGGGAUUGAGUUUCCUGGUGGCAGCGGCGGCGCUAGCAGCAACAUGUGCUCUGUUCGGUGUAACCUACCGGUACAUAGUCCGGAAAGACAUGGGAAACAUUCAUCUUAAAGCCGGGGCGGUGGGUGCUUUCGGGCUAGCGAGAGGGCUGGCUCAAGUGGACUCCACAUUCUCUCUUGUGAGCGCGGGGUCUGCAAAUAAUGGUCUCUCGGAUGACGUCAUGGGUAGUAUGACGGAUGGUGCCUUGGUGCCGGUGGCACUAUCGUUGCUGGAGGCAGGGGAGGGGGUGCUGGUGCUGGCCCUCACUGCCACUCAUGCUUCACCGCACCAGCAGCACCGAGGCAGCGGAUUGCCGGGCGACAAAGACGAACUCUCGCGAAACUUCCCCGUCGACGACAUUGUGCAGCAUCCGUUACCCGGUUACGUUUCCCCGUCCGCGAUCGCGUUUAGUCCCGACGAUCAAAUGAUCUCUUACCUGUUCAGCGAAGAGGGUACCCUCACGAGGAAGCUAUUCGCGUACGAGUUAAAGACGGGUCAGCAGAGGCUAUUAGUGGCUCCCCCGGGCGGCGGAGUCGACGAGGAUAAUCUCUCCAUGGAAGAGAAAUUAAGGCGCGAGAGGCAGCGGGAGCGCGGCUUGGGAAUCACGCGCUACGAUUGGUCCAAGAACGUGGCGGUUCCGCGCAUCAUGAUACCGCUGCCAGAUGGCGUGUAUGUGCAGGACGGCAUGGGCGCGGAUCUGCGCCUGCGCAUCCCGGGGGGCGCGUCCCCCAUCCUGGACCCGCAGAUCUCCCCCGACGGCUCCGCCAUCGCCUUCGUGCGCGACGACGAGCUCUUCGUCGUCUCCACCACCGCCGGCGCGCCCCGCCAGCUCACCUUCGGCGCAAAGGAGGCCAACAAGGUCCAUGGCUUGGCAGAGUAUAUCGCACAGAGUCGACGUGGUGCUCAUCAAAUCCAUCUCAUUCCCUCACUCAACCCUUCAAACCCCCACCCCUCCCCCUCUCCUCUCCCUGUCCCCCUUUUCUUCCCGCCUUCCCCGCUCCCCCUUCUGCAUUCUCCCCCCUUCCCCCGCGCCUUCUCCUUCUUUGUCCAACCCGCCCCCUCCCCUUUCCUGCCCGCCCACCCCCUUCUCCCUCUCCUUCUCCCUUCGCCCACCCACUUCUCCCCCUCCCACCUCCCCUCCUAUUCGCCCUCUCUCCCCCCCCCUUGGCGAGUGCAGGAGGAGAUGGAGAGGCGAAGUGGCUUCUGGUGGGCGCAUGACAGCACGCGCAUCGCCUUCACCCAGAGCGACCCCCCCUCACCCUGCCCACCUCCUGAGGAGAUGGAGAGGCGAAGUGGCUUCUGGUGGGCGCAUGACAGCACGCGCAUCGCCUUCACGCAGACACAUGAAGACCCUGCCCACCUCCCUGUCCAAACCCCCAUUCUUCCCCCAUCCACUCCCAUUCCCCCCCAUUCCCCCCCUGUAAUGCCCCCUUCCCAGGAGGAGAUGGAGAGGCGAAGUGGCUUCUGGUGGGCGCAUGACAGCACGCGCAUCGCCUUCACGCAGACAGACGCCUCUGCUGUACCGCUCUUCCGCAUCCCCCACUGCACUCGCCCGCCCGUGGGGGCGGACUCGGAGGAGGAACAUGCAUAUCCCUUCGCAGCCACGUCCUUUCACCUUUCUCCCUUUUUCUGUUGUGUUCGCCAUUUCAACCGUCCUCGUCCCUUCGUUCUUCCCUUUCCAGGCCAGGCGAACGUGAGCGUAAGGCUCGGGGUCGUUCCCGUGGCUGGCGGCGAGGUUCGGUGGAUGGAUCUGCAUUGCGGCUUGGCAGGCAGCAGCUUUGGUAAAACAAAAAGCAGCAGCAGAAGUGGCGGAAUCAACAGCAGCAGUGGGGUUAGAAACGCUGGUGCGGGUAAUGAUGGCAACGGCGGCAAUGAUGGUGGUAAUGGCGUUGGUGAUGGUGAUGGUGUACGGAUAGGAGGAGGCACAGGGCAGGUGGUGGCACAAGACAGUGGGGUGUUUCAGCAGGGAGAAGCAGCAAGGACAGUGGGUAGCACACACGAGGGUGAUGCAGGGAACCUACCUGGAAGGGACGCUGGGGAACCAGCACUGCCUGAGAAGGAAGCGAGUGCGAUUGCGACUGCUGGCAGUAGUGGCAGUGGCAAUGGCACUGCCGCAGCUGCUACAGCCGCAGCUGCUACAGCCGCUACAGCUGCUGUAGACGAUGAUGAUGACGAUGAGGAAUACCUAGCACGCGUGUCAUGGCUCCCAGAUGGGCGUCUGUCCGCGCAGGUACAGAACCGCAGGCAGACGCGCCUCAAACUCCUCCGCUUCGACCCCACCACAGGCAGCAGAGACCUCGUUCUCACUGAAACCAACCCCCUCUGGGUGAACCUGCACGACUGCUUCACCCCCCUGGUGAAAUCCGGAGGGGAGCUGCGCGGGGGGUUUCUGUGGGCGAGUGAGCGCACGGGGUUCCGGCACUUGUACUUGUAUGCGGGGUCGGGGCGGUGUGUGGGGGCGGUGACGGCGGGGGAGUGGAUGGUGGAGCAGGUAGCUGGGCUGGAUGAGGGCGCUGGGUUGGUGUAUUUCACUGGGACCAUGGAUAGCGCGUUGGAGAGUCAUUUGUAUGUGACAAGUCUGUUUGGGGGCGUGGAGGGGGCAGGAGGGGGUGCUGGUUUGGGGCCUGCGUUGGGGGCAGACAAGCGUGAUGCGUUUUCUCGUUAUGAGCAGCAGCAGCAGCAGCAGCAGCAACAGAUGGUGCCGAUGGUGUUAUAUUCGGUGCAACCUACCGCAACUUCAUCACCAUCAUCAACAGGAGCAGCAGCAGGAGUAGCUUCACCAGGUCUACCUGGCUCCAACCCAUCAGCACCACCACCAGCACCACCCGCAGCAGCAACAGCACUCCACGCACCCUCCUCCUCCCUCGCCCCCACCGCCCCCUCCUCUCUGCCGCCCGCCCGCCCCAUCCGGCUGACCCAGGGCCCCGGGCGGCACCUGGUGGUCCUGGACCACAGCCUGCAGCGGUUCGUUGACCUGGUUGACUCGCUUGACUCGCCGCCCGCCGUGCGCCUCUGCUGCCUGGCGUCGGGGCGGGUGCUGGCGGUGAUCUUCCAGCAGCACUCGCCCAACCCCCGCGUGCAGCGCCUGCAGCUGCGGCCGCCUGAGCUUGUGGAGGUGACUGCUGCUGAUGGUACCACCCUGCACGGGGCCAUUUACCGUGCUGGCUGUGAUCUACCGGUGAGUACCGUCUUCGGACACUCUUUGGGGCGAGUACAGCCACUGGGGAACCCUCCCUCAGGGCGAAUGCUGGCGGUGAUCUUCCAGCAGCACUCGCCCAACCCCAGAAUGCAGUGCCUGCAGCUCCGGCUGCCAGAGUUGGUACAGGUGACUGCUGCUGACGGCACCACCCUGCACGGGGCCAUUUACCGCAGUCUCGUCCCGCCUGAGCUCAUGCAGCUCACUGCUGCAGAUGGCACCGCACUGCUCGGGGCCAUCAGCAGCAGCAGAAUCCACUGUUCUCCCCUCCCCCCUUGCGUGCUGUGCCCUGACCUGGCCAUAUUUGGUCCGCCUCCCUAUCGCACAGUGGUGAGUGUCCCUGACCCGGCCAUCUUUGGCCCGCCUCCCUACCGCACGGUGGUGAGCGUCUACGGGGGCCCGCACGUGCAGACAGUGUGCGAGUCGUGGCUAUCCACAGUGGACAUGCGCGCCCAGUUCCUGCGUGCUCGAGGCAUGCUGGUGUGGAAGCUUGACAACCGGGGCAGCAGUCGCCGUGGGCUGGCCUUUGAAGGAGCCAUCAAGUGCAACAUGGGCGGCAUUGAUGCUGACGACCAAGCGGCCGGCGUCCGUUGGCUUAUCCAGCAGGGCCUCGCCGACCCAAACCGGAUCGGGAUUUACGGGUGGAGCUACGGGGGGUACCUCUCAGCCAUGUGCUUGGCUCGGUACCCAAGCCUAUUUCGCUGUGCCAUUUCUGGAGCUCCGGUAACCGCGUGGGACGGUUACGACACACAUUACACAGAGCGUUACAUGGGUCUGCCUGCAGAGCAGCCCACAGCAUAUGACCGGAGCUCUGUAAUGCGGCAUGUGGGUGGGAUUCGAGGGAAGCUGCUGCUGGUGCAUGGGAUGAUAGACGAAAAUGUGCAUUUCAGGCACUCGGUGCGGCUGGUGCAGGCACUUACUACUGCUGCUAAGCAGUAUGAGCUGCUGCUUUUUCCCGAAGAACGGCACAUGCCGAGGGGUCUCCGUGACCGGACGUAUAUGGAGGAGAGGAUUUACGAGUUUUUGACUAGAUGCUUGUCGUGA